GAAUUUAUACUGCACUGCAGUCGUGCCGAUGUAAAUUCCCGACAAAUCGCCCACAUUAUCUCACCGAAAAACGACACUUAUUAGGCUCAAAGAAACAGGAGCUUUGCAGAAAUGACUGAUGGAAGACACGAUGAAUGAUAAUAACAUCUGAGAUCAACAAUUUGAGGAAAUCAGGGAUUGUUUGGACAGUGAUCAGGCUGAUGCUCCCCAUUCACCACAGCCAUGUCUUUCAGACGCUUCCUCCGUGCUACAGGAAGUCGCAGCAUGUCUGCCAAGCCUCGAGAUGAGGACAUUGAGGAUGAAUAUGCCGGGGAGGUGGCCGUCCAUCCAGAGACCCACAGGCCUACGUACGUGUGGGACACCAUGAAGAACCGGUCAUCCACAGGGUAUAGGGUGGUCACUCCGGUCUGCCCGGACACGCCCAAACCUGAAGGGGCCGUACGCUUUGUCUGUAUUUCCGACACGCACAACCAAGCGGCCCGACUUAUCCAAACUCUCCCCGCCGGCGACGUUCUGAUCCACGCGGGCGACUUCACCAACACGGGUCGCCCGAGUGAAGUUAAGAGAUUCAACGAAUUCUUAGAUCACACCAGGUUCGUUUGCAUCUCCGACACCUUUUCGAGGACGAGUCACAUGGCUAAGAUUCCGGAGGGGGAUAUCUUGAUCCACGCUGGGAAUUUCAGCAACAUUGGACUGCCAAGGGAAGUGGUAGCCUUCAAUGAGUUUCUGGGCCACUUGCCCCACCGGCACAAGAUCGUGAUCGCCGGUAACCACGAGGUGACCUUUGACCGGCAGCUGAUGACGGAGCAGAACAGCCACGUCUUCAUGAGCUUUGCCACCGCGUUGCAGGAGGUCAAGCAGGAAGACUGGAAGCACAUCCCGGCCUUGCUGACCAACUGCACCUACCUGGAGGAUGCCGAGGUCAACAUCAUGGGAUUCCGCAUCUAUGGAUCACCAUGGCAACCAGAGUUCUGUGACUGGGCCUUCAAUUUACAGAGAGGCCAGCCGCUACUAGACAAAUGGAACCUCAUCCCUGCCGGUAUUGACGUCCUUGUCACGCACGGACCACCCUUAGGUCACGGUGAUUUGACCACCUCCAAAGAGCGAGCCGGCUGCGUGGAACUCCUCACCACGGUCCAGCGUCGGGUCAAACCCAAAUACCACAUCUUUGGUCACAUCCACGAGGGCUACGGCGUGACCACAGACAACAAGACCACGUUUAUCAACGCUUCAAUCUGCACGGUCAACUACAGCCCUUCCAACAAACCCAUCGUGUUUGACUUGCCCACACCAAAGAUACCCAACAUGGAGGCCGAGACAUCGCUCUGACUUAUCACCUCUCACCUUUGACCUCUGAUGAAGGAUCAUGAAGCGCAGAUACCUUGGAGGUUUUCGAAAUCACGGCUUAGUUCUCAACUUUGGCUUAUUGGUACUUCCAUUUGGUUUCAAAUUUAAGGCUUGUUUGUUUUCAAGCCAGAGAUGAAACCAAAGUUGGAAACCAAGCCACAAUUUCGAAAACACUCGUAUUGUUAUAUUGACCUUUUUGUGACCCCUGGUGUUGUGACCUUUGACACCAUGUGCAAUGCUGUACAUCUGAACUUCAUCUGCAAAGUUAGGCAAGUUGAAAAUAAUGUGGCUAGUUUUAGGAGCAUAGAGUAGGCUUUGAGGAAUGAGGAUAUUCAUGUGACGUCAAGUCAGGUGACCUGUAAAGACCAAUCACAUGUGAGUAUGCAAGUCAUGUGACUUGCAGUGACCAAUCAGAUUUGAGUAUACAUAGUUGUGCCAUCGUGUUGCAACCAAGUUUCAUCAAACUUCCAACUGAUGUAGUCAGGUUGAAAAUUGAGCAUUUUUGUAUCAACAAUUUUUUUAUACCAGGUUUUGCUCGUUUUCACAGGAAACCACCACAUAAAGCUAAAAACUGGCCAAAUAUUUGGGCAAUAAGUGAGAGCUUUGUAUCACUUCAGCUUGCUACUGACAUGACUGAAAGGUUUAUGCUGCAACGAAGGUUUGGUUCAUGUUCAUUGAUAAGCAAAGACCUUCGAUGUCGGUGAUGUAGUAAAGAAAGAGGACUCCAAAAUUUCUCAUUGUUGAAAGUUUUUAGGAGUGCCAAAGUUGCACCAUUGCUUUUACGCCAUUUUUUACUGACAACGAUGUUGCUUUUAUGAUACCUUUUUGGUGAUACUUUUUUGUAAAAGUUUGUUCUUGAGAAAGUCCUUGUCCGUUUUUAA
This is a messenger RNA of Patiria miniata (bat star), 2228 nucleotides long. Its product is annotated as metallophosphoesterase MPPED2-like. The transcript has 8 exons. Gene Ontology annotation, molecular function: hydrolase activity. Lineage: Eukaryota; Metazoa; Echinodermata; Asteroidea; Valvatida; Asterinidae. The record is from RefSeq and is a predicted model, not a curated record. The coding region runs from base 223 to 1329 and encodes 368 amino acids.